Molecule: messenger RNA, 2116 nt
Organism: Chenopodium quinoa (quinoa)
Lineage: Eukaryota; Viridiplantae; Streptophyta; Magnoliopsida; Caryophyllales; Amaranthaceae
Product: cyclin-T1-3-like
Exons: 7
Coding region: 658-1719 (353 amino acids)
Biological process (GO): regulation of transcription by RNA polymerase II; positive regulation of DNA-templated transcription, elongation
Cellular component (GO): cyclin/CDK positive transcription elongation factor complex; nucleus
Molecular function (GO): cyclin-dependent protein serine/threonine kinase activator activity
Source: RefSeq, a predicted model, not a curated record
AUUAUUCUUAUAACAUUCUCCAUUCAUGAGAUGAAAUACAAAGGUACAUCUUGACGAUUUUGUGUAUUUUAUAAAACUUUGUUGUGAUACACGAUGAAAAAUUCGAAAAAGGAAGCCUAGGUAAAUAGUUAUCACCUGAGUUAAUGUCAGUUACCGACUUAAAAAAAACAAAAAAAUCUGAAAAACGUGUGAAGUCUUCUUAGUCAACUGGAAUAUCUUUAUUUAAUCCCACAAAAACACAACAUGUUUCUGUUUUGUUUAUUUUAACAGAUACCGUUAAUAACCCCUAAAGCAAUCUCCAUCAUCUUCUUGCAGCUUCAGCUAUCUUGUUAGUGGAAAGCUCUUGGUCAAUUAAGCUGUUACUUUAGAGGCGUCUUUCCUAUAGAUUUGUGGUGGGAGGAGCCUCUUUAAGUGAAAAUGCCAGUGAAUCCUUCUCAGAAUGGCAAUAAUGCCACUUGUAAAGAUUUUACUGCUGACGUUCAUCUGGGUACGCGAGGCUGGUACUUCACCAAAGAUGAAAUAGACAACCGUUCACCGUCUAGGAAGGACGGGGUUGACAGGGCUAGGGAAUCUUCGCUGCGGAAAUUAUACUGUUCAUUUAUUAAAGAUCUUGGCAUGAAGCUUUGAGUGAGCCCAGUCACUACGGCAACUGCAACAAUGUUCUGUCAUCGAUUUUAUAUGCGCCAAUCUCAUGCUAAGAAUGAUUGGCAGACAGUUGCAACUGCUUGCAUGUUUCUUGCUUCCAAAGUGGAGGACAACCUACGUCCGUUGAGGGAUGUUGUCUUGGUGGCGUAUGAAUUAGUCUAUAAAUGGGAUCCUUCCGCUUCUGAGAGAAUCAAACGACGGGAAGUUUAUUAUAAGCAGAAGGAGCUAAUUCUAGUUGCUGAGAAUCUUUUGCUAGUGACAAUCGACUUUGAUAUGGCAAUUCAACACCCAUUUAGCCCACUUGUUGGUGCUUUAAAGAGGCUAAAGAUCUCAAACAAUGAAGUUGCAAAAGCAGCUUGGAAUCUUGUGAAUGAAUGGCUUAGAACGACGUUAUGCUUGCAGUAUAAACCACACUACAUUGCUGCUGGAUCCUUGUCAGUUGCAGCCAAGCUUAUUAAUUUCAAACUGCCAAUGGUUGAUGGAAAGGCUUGGUGGCUGCAGUUUGAUGUGUCACCUAAGCAACUAGAAGAAGUUACGCAGCAAAUGCUUCGGUAUUUUAAGCACGAUGAAAAACAAAAAGUACCAAAAGUGCCUACUGAUGUGAUCAAGCCAUCUACUCUGAAAGCUGAAAACUCCACAAGUCAGAGUGCACAAAGCAGAUUAACGGUUGAGUCAGGUCUUGAGGAGAAAGCUGCUCCAGUGGCUCGAGAGCAGAAACCUCAAACAUACAAGUAUGGGUUGAAGGGUAUAGUUGAAAGCAACCAUCUUCCAGUGAAGGUAGCAUCAGAGCAUCAGUCAAGUGACUGUAGUGGAGUUAGUAGUGUCAUUGACUGUGAGACUGUUGAUACAAGCUCCAAAACUGCUCGUGGGGAUGAUGCACUUGGAAACAUUGAUUUGGACCGCCUCAAAGGGGCAUUUGAACGAACCCGGCGUGUAAAAUGUGCUAAAUAUAAGGCUGUGGCAGUAACAGAAAGCGACCUGGAUGGCGAUCUCUUAAUUGAGAGUGAACUGGAGAAAGGAGUAGAACUUGAGUAUGUGGCCGCUUCCAAGAGACAGAAGGUGCUUCAAGAGUGAAGUAGAAGUUGAUUUUUGUCUGAGGGGGAAUUUGAAUUGUCCAGCUCUCAGCCUCUCAUUUUACAGGUAUCAAUUCAUUAAAAUUUUAAGGCUUCAUUUGGGUGGUUUUAGUACCCUUGUCCAGAAACAGCAAAUUGGCAAAGCUUUGUAAACUCGUUUUGUUCAGUUACGAGUAUUGCAGGAAUUCUGGGAAACCUUGAUUGUAGAACUGAUGUAUACUAACAAAUAUGGAUGUAAAUAUUUAUCCAUGGGUUAUGCGCUUAUGCCUGCUUUCAAGUCUGGCAUUAAAUUUUGAUCAUUUGUAAUCAUAAAUAGUGCAAAACUUUCUAUAUAUGAGUUAGAGCAUUUUCCAUCAUAAAAUAUUUUGUUUGGGAUAUCAUACAACUGUCUUGGUUUU